This is a messenger RNA of Dromiciops gliroides (monito del monte), 5219 nucleotides long. It is a transcript of the gene FNBP4, whose product is annotated as formin binding protein 4. Lineage: Eukaryota; Metazoa; Chordata; Mammalia; Microbiotheria; Microbiotheriidae. The transcript has 17 exons. Gene Ontology annotation, molecular function: protein binding. The record is from RefSeq and is a predicted model, not a curated record. Bases 1452 to 4184 code for a protein of 910 amino acids.
CCCCGCGGCUGGCCUCGGGCCAGGAAGGAGCCUUCCCCGAGGGACUCGCCAGAUGUCGCCGAGCCCAGGGGCGCCAUCACGGCCUGGGAAGGAGCGCGGCCCCCCGCCGGGAGUCCUGCGGGUGCGCGAGGACCGGACCAACAGCCGGCUGCCCCCGACCGCCCCUGCCGGCUCUGCCGCCCGCGCUGCUCGUGUCUGGGGCCCCGAGCUAGGGCUGGGAGGGAGCUAGGCCGAGCUCUGGUGUGGCCGAGGGAAGUGACUCGGGCAAGGUCGCUCCGCGGGGCCUCCUCGCCUGUCCUCGGAGGAUGACUGGGGGCGCCGGCCUGCAGCCCGUGGAUCGCAAGGAUUGUUUCCAGGCCUGUUUUGUGUUUUGGCCCUCGGCUCCCCGGCCACCCCAGCACCCCGGCACCUCGCCUCGUGCGAGCGUCUAGCAGACGAAUGCUCGUUGGGGCCGAUUCAGCCAAAGCCUGAUUGGCAGCAGUGUCAAAAAUGGAACCUUCCCAGAAAAGCGGAAUUGAUUUCCCGAUGGGGGUCGCCAGCGCCUACCUGCCACCCACCCCCUCAGGCGAUAUUAGACGACUAAUGAACUUUGGUGCUGGGCGUACUCCCUGCCAGGCUACUUAGAAAACAAUAAUAUUCUUUUAAAAACUGUAGAUUUAGGGUGGAAAGAGACUUCAGAAGUUAUUUAGUCUGACCCACCCGUUUUACAGAUGAGUUAAGUAGCUUGUCACAGAUUCAAACUGGGGUACCUCUGAUUUUAGAUUUGGUGUGUAUGACUCUGAGAAAUGGAUUAUCUUGUUUUUGAGAUGGAAUAGCUGCUGCGAUGGAGAGAAACCCUUAAAAGAAUUAAUUACACUUUUACAUUUUUGAAUGCCAUAAUUUUUAAAUGAGAAGCAGCUUGGCCUGUGGAGGGAGAGGGAGUGGGGUAAAGGGCCAGUUGGAAAAUUCUGGAUUCAAGUCUUGCCUCUUGACUAGUUUUGUGAUCAUGGGCUGAUCCCUUAAUCUGUCACUGCUCCAGGCAGCUCUCUAAGACUAUAAAGUUACGGGCAACCUGAGAUCUGCAUCUGGGAAAGAAUUGUGCACUCUAGGGCUUCCAGACAAUGAUGAGAUAACAGGUUUGGAUCAAAAAUUUGUAAUGCUUUUUCCUUCUUAUUUGGAAAUCCCUAAGUUAAUAUGAUGAAUGUAAGGAGCUCUAUUCUAGAAUCGUGUGCUGGGACUGUGGGUGUGAAACAUGCCAUAUACUAUCAGACUUUGUUGAUAACUCCUUUAUUUUCCUCUUUUAGUUUUAGCAAGGGAUGGCUUGCUGGGUAGGAGAGAGAAGAGGGAUACCUUCAGAAAUGAAGGUGAUGUCAAAACAAUAACGAUCAAAAUUUUAAACAAUUUUUAAAAAUGUACAGGAAGUUGUUCUGGACGUUCCGAAAGUUACUGUUCAGAAUCCCCCCAAACCAGUUAUGCCGACUCGACCUACCACUGUCAAAGCAACAGGAGGCUUGUGCUUACUUGGUGCCUAUGCAGACAGUGAUGAUGAUGAGGGUGACAUAGCUGAGAAACCAUCCUUGCCUAAGGAGGCAAAUGGAAACCAACCCACCGACAUCGACAGCACAUUGGCCAACUUCCUUGCGGAAAUUGAUGCUAUAACAGCCCCCCAGCCUGUAGCAGCUGCUAGCACGUCUGCACCACCUCCCACUCCUCCUCGACCAGAGCCCAAGGAGUCUGGCACAGUCUCCCUUUCCUCUUCAUCUACGAAUGGAGCAGACCCGGCCCAAGCAUCAGGGUGGCAGUAUGACACUCAGUGUUCCUUGGCAGGAGUGGGAAUUGAGAUGGGUGACUGGCAAGAAGUUUGGGAUGAGAACACAGGAUGCUAUUACUAUUGGAAUACACAGACAAAUGAAGUGACUUGGGAACUACCACAGUACCUGGCUACCCAAGUACAAGGAGUCCAGCAUUACCAGCAAAGUUCUUUAACAGGUGCGGAGACAGGUUUCCUGGUGCCAGCAGAUCUGUAUUCCAAAGAAAAGGCUCUUUCUGUUGCCACUAAUAAGAGUGGGCCACUCUUGGUUAAGCGAGAAGUUAAAAAGGAGGUAAAUGAAGGUAUCCAAGCCCUUUCCAAUAGUGAAGAGGAGAAGAAGGGGGUGGCAGCUGCUUUGCUGGCGCCUUUAUUGCCGGAAGGUGUAAAAGAGGAAGAAGAAAGAUGGAGGAGAAAAGUGAUUUGUCAAGAAGUCGAUCCCAUAACAGAGGUCAAGGAGACAGCGACAGCAGAGGAAUUGUCAGGGACAAGGAAAACACAAGAAGCCAUGGGAGAUAAUCCAGAAGAUAACUCCCAGGAGGAUCUUUGUAGUGUUGUGCAGUCAGGGGAAAGUGAGGAGGAGGAAGAACAAGACACCCUCGAGCUGGAGCUUGUAUUGGAGAGAAGAAAGGCAGAACUACGGGCAUUGGAGGAAGGAGAUGGCAGUGUGUCAGGGUCUAGUCCACGUUCUGAUAUCAGUCAAUCGGCAUCUCAAGAUGGAAUUCGUAGGCUUAUGUCUAAAAGAGGGAAAUGGAAGAUGUUUGUCCGAGCCACCAGUCCAGAAUCUACCAGCCGGAGUUCUAGUAAAACUGGCCGUGAGACCCCCGAAAAUGGAGAAAUUGUGACGUGCACUGAGAAUUCAGAGAAAGUAGAUGAGAAUUCAGACAAAGAGCUAGAAGCAGAAGAUUCUCCAGAAAAGCUAAAGUCACAGACAGCGCCAAAGCUGGGUGAAGAACAGGAUCUGAAAUUUCAGAUUGGAGAACUGGCAAAUACUCUGACCAGUAAACUGGAAUUCCUAGGAAUUAGCAGACAAUCCAUCUCCAAUUUUCAUGUGCUGCUCUUACAGACUGAGACACGGAUUGCAGACUGGCGAGAAGGCGCUCUCAACGGAAACUACCUCAAACGAAAACUACAGGAUGCCGCAGAACAACUAAAACAGUAUGAAAUAAACGCCACUCCUAAAGGCUGGUCCUGCCACUGGGACAGGGAUCAUAGACGUUAUUUCUAUGUAAACGAACACUCGGGCGAGUCUCAGUGGGAGUUCCCAGAUGGUGAAGAAGAAGAAGAAGAAGAAGGGCAAGCCCAGGAAAAUAGAACAGAGACUCUUCAUAAACAAAUCUUGAAAGAGAAAACUGGCGCUGAUGCAAACUCUGGGGAAUCCACUGAGAAUUCCACAGGUUCUCUUUGUAAAGAGCCCUUUUCUGGUCAAGUUUCUUCUGCCUCCCUCGUGCCGCUUACUCCAUUUUGGACCCUCCUUCAAUCCAAUGUUCCUGUGCUUCAGCCUCCAUUACCCUUAGAAAUGCCACCCCCACCUCCACCUCCCCCUGAGUCACCUCCUCCCCCACCCCCACCUCCUCCUGGAGAAGAUGGUGAGAUCCAGGAGGUAGAGAUGGAAGAUGAGGAAAAUGAAGAGCCUCCUGCCCCAGGAACCGAAGAAGAUGCCCCUUUAAAGCCCUCUGCCUCAACUCCAGCUGUCACCAGCAGCCAGAGUUCAGUUGAUUCCAGCACAUCCACCUCUACUACCACUAGAGCAGUGAAGAGGAAAGCUCCAGACACAAGUGCUGGAGUGGCCCAGAGAUCAGCCACCAUUGGUGGCUCGCCAGUUCUGUACAGCCAGGCAGCUCUAACUACAGGUCACCAAACCGUAAAUGUCGGCCACCAACAAGCCUCAGACGUCAUUCAUCAGACAACAGGCACCAGUCAUCAAGCCACAGGCAUCAGCCUCCAAACGAGUUAUCUGGGACUGGCAGCAUCACCUGCUGUCAUGUCUUACCCCGAGUGUUCUUUACCAGUUAGAAUGACUGUUCCCACGUUACAGCCAGUCUCAUCUCGAAGCGUACUGAGUGCAGCUGGUGUUGCAGAGCCUCCACCUCCACCUGCUCCCAAAAUGCCACCACCUGAGAAGAGCAGAAAGGGGAAGAAGGACAAGGGGAAGAAGAGUAAAACAAAAAUGCCCUCUCUGGUAAAGAAAUGGCAGAGCAUCCAGCGGGAACUGGAUGAAGAGGAACAUUCUAGCUCCAGUGAUGAAGACCGGGAAUUGACGUCACAAAAGCGAAUUGAGGAAUGGAAACAACAGCAAUUAGUCAGUGGCAUGGCUGAGAGAAAUGCUAACUUUGAGGCCCUUCCUGAGGACUGGCGUGCUCGACUAAAGAGGAGGAAAACAGCUUCGAACACAUAAUUCAUUUGGGUCCUUGUGUUUUAUUUUCAUGUACAGUUAAGAGUCUUACCGGUUUUACUGUUGUCAAAUAAACUGUAAAUGUUUUGGGAGAGAGCAUUGAAUUUCCUGGAUUGAUGAAAGAGCACAUGCAAAACCAGACUUCCUCCCUUUUGAGGAUUGGAAUCAUACUGGCCGCUCUUAAAGGGCCAGGUCCUUGGACUUCCUCUGCUGCCUUUGUUUCUAAUGCUGGCCAGUUCUACUUUUUGUGUAGGCUGACAACUUCAUCAGUUUGAGGCUGAGGCUGAGGAACAAUAUUGGGAUCACAUCCUUAACAGGAUAUGAAGGAAAUGCUCACCAGGCUGAAGGCAGGGCAGGUGGGAAGGGGGUCCUAAGGGUUCGCCCACAUCUCUGACGUUUCCACUUUGGAGCCCUUGUGCAGUUAAGCAGAAGGCAGCAACUCUACUUUGUCCCCAAAAGCUUGUUGCUUAUACCCUGGUAAUCAUAGUCUGUGCUUCCAGCCUUGGGCUGCCUGCUGCCCGUAUUCUACAAUACCAAGGUCCAAUAGUUCUCCCAGGCUGACAAGUGUCUGCAAUGGUCCCUGUGGUUAUUGUCCACGGAGAUUUUAGAGCUGAAUGUACUCAUCUCGAUUGAACUCUUUUGUGGAGGCUGGGUUCAGGAUUGCACACAAGCAGCAAUGUUUGCCAUUUGAUAUCUUGGGCGAAGAAAGGUGGAGUUUUUAAUCCCUUGCUCUUAGCGGAAUGAGUGUCAGGAGCAGUUGAGUCCAGAUUUGUGUGUCCGUGUCUCCAUUUGACCCAGAUCUCCAGUGCACCUUCCUUCUGUCUCUGCGUUGUACUUAGUCUCUGUAAAGAUUCCAGUAUUUAAACAGCCGUUCCCUGUUCUUUCUGUAUUUUGUAUCUUAUCACAAUCAGGUAAAAGUCACUUUCUUUAAACUGAAGGAAAAGCAAAUUGUGUUUUAAAGCUGUUUGUAUUUCUCCAGUUUUUGACUUUGUAAAUUUGUAUAUAUGCACUAAUAAAAAAUCUUUUUUAUACUUCUGA